Molecule: messenger RNA, 1329 nt
Organism: Gossypium raimondii (Peruvian cotton)
Lineage: Eukaryota; Viridiplantae; Streptophyta; Magnoliopsida; Malvales; Malvaceae
Product: thaumatin-like protein 1
Exons: 3
Coding region: 281-1210 (309 amino acids)
Biological process (GO): defense response
Cellular component (GO): extracellular region
Source: RefSeq, a predicted model, not a curated record
GAUUCCCUCACCACUACCACCACUCAACUCUCCCUUCUUACCACCACUCUUUUUCUCCAUAAAGGAAAGGAGUGAAAGGCUUCAACAUAUACAAAAAAAAAAACACUGCAUCUCUUUCUCUUUGUUUCUCUUCUUAUUUCCUUGAAUACCCAGAAUUGCACCACCUUUAACAUUAAAUUCCCUUCUUUUUCUUUUUCAAUAUCAUCAUUUCAUUUUAGAUAAACAAUUAAAAGCGCGAAUUGAAUCAUUGAUUUAACAGCAAAAAGCAGAGGAAACGCCCAUGUCUCGGUUCUCCUGUUAUCACUUUUCUAUAAUCACGUUCUUGAGCUUCGUUCUCGUCGUUUUUCUUCAUGGGGUUACGGCUGCAACCUUCACAUUCGUCAACAAAUGCGAUUACACAGUAUGGCCAGGAAUUCUAGCUAAUCCAGGAAGUCCAACCCUGGAAAGUACAGGCUUUGAACUUAGGAAUGGCGGCUCUCGUUCCUUCCAAGCCCCUACCGGCUGGGCCGGUCGUUUCUGGGGAAGAACAGGCUGCAGUUUCGAUGACUCUGGCCAUGGAUCAUGUACUACAGGAGACUGCGACUCUGGUGAAAUUGAAUGCAAUGGAGCUGGCGCCACACCUCCGGCUACCUUAGCCGAGUUUACCCUAGGUUCAGGGUCGCAGGACUUCUAUGACGUGAGCCUGGUUGAUGGUUAUAAUUUGCCUAUGAUUGUGGAAGGAAAUGGAGGGUCAGGGGAGUGUGCCACUACCGGUUGCAUGACGGAUUUGAAUAAAAAGUGCCCGUCGGAGCUGAAAUUCGAUGGUGGCGACGCCUGCAAGAGCGCGUGCGAUGCCUUCGGCAAUCCAGAGUACUGCUGUAGCGGUGCCUACAGCAGUCCAACUGCUUGUAAACCGUCCAUUUAUUCAGAAGUGUUCAAAUCAGCUUGCCCCAAAUCGUAUAGCUAUGCUUUUGAUGAUGCCACUAGCACUUUCACAUGCACUGGGGCUGAUUAUACCAUCACAUUCUGUCCCAAUUCCCCAAGUUUGAAAUCUUCAAAGGAUCCUGCUGCCGAAUCAACCGGUGAAUCAGGACCGGAUACGGACUCCGUGCAGGCGGCUGCACUGGCCAGUCAAUGGCUAGCGAAUUUAGCCACGGCAGACUCGACCAGAACCCAACUAUAUUCCCCUGCCCAAUUUGGUUUUUCUGUGAUCAUCUUUUUGUUCUUGUAGUCUUUCCAAUUUUGCUGUGACCACUCACUUCCAAAUCGUGCUUAUUUGGUUAGAAAUACACGUAUUGAUGUGUAAUUCAUUUUGUUUCAUAAAUAUAAAUAAUUAUUUUUUUGCCAUUA